UGUAUAUAUGAUGUAAAUAUGUAUUUAUGUGUUGAUUUGAAGUGUUCUGUGAUCGUUUGGCGCCCAUUUGUAUAGCGCUUCAAAUUAGCAUUUGAGAAUUUUGUAAUUUUUAUGAUUAAUUCCUUUUCCUGCCUUCCCAGUGUAUAAUUUGAAUUUUUUUCGGCGCUAAAAUCGGUUUUUGAAAAUUCUUUAAAGCAAAGAAAUGGCUGAAGGAACGGAACUCAAAAGAGAAUGUGGAGGAGGAGUAGCAUUUGAGGUCAUCAUCAAACCAGCGAGCAGUGAUGUCGCACCUCCCUCCCCAUCCAAGGACCGACCUGCCAUCUCGCAAGAGGAUAUUGAUAGGAAGUUGAAAGAGGCAGAAGAGAGGAGAGUGCAACUAGAGUCCCAGAGGUUGCAGGCCGUACUAAAAGAGAAAGAUAAGGUAGUAGAGGUUAAUCUGAAGAACAAAGACAUAGAGGAAGCAUUCAGCAAGGAGGUUGAGAAAAAAUUAGCCGAUAAGUUGGUGGCCUCCGAAGAGCUCAAAAAAGCGCAAGAAGCUGCUAAGCUUGAAAAGUUGAAGGAACAUGAGAGACACGUGCAAGAAGUCAGAAAGAAGAAACAGGCAGAAAAAGAUAACGGUGGUACUGCUGAUGUCAAAGACACUGAAUAAAUUACUAAGUCAUACGUGUGUGCGCGUGCAUGUGUAUGUGUGCGUGUGUAUGCGUGCGUGCAACACCAAUAAACUUAAUUGCUUUAGUAAUCACAUAAUUAAAUUUAUUUAUCAUUUCUCAGCCAUUCUGUAUUCAUAAUUUUUAUUUGUUUUUUUUUAAUGUUUAAUAUUUAUUAUUAUUAUUUUGUUAUCAAAUUAUUGUUCACGUUAAGAGGUUAUUUAUUAUGAUAGUAAUAAUAUUAUUUAAUACAUAAUUAUGUUAUCUUUCAAUAUUGACAUAACUCAUGUGGACAGAUUAGUGUGUGUGGUGUAAUUUUUUACUCGUUACUGUUCAUUCGCAACUUAAAAGUGUUCAUGUGCUUUAUAUCGUCGCUAUUGAUAUUGCUUAAACGAAUAUAUACUGCUAUAUAUAUAUAAAUUUUUAUAUAAGUAAUACGCUGUGUGUGUGUGUGCGCGCGUCUGUAUACAUAUAUGAUUCCUCUUUUUCUAAUACCAUCAAAGGUAGUGUUACAAACAGCCUAUUUUCAUAUACAUUCGUUAUAUAUGCGCUAUAAGUCACAUCUUCAAUUAUAUAUUUUUAAUUAUUUGUUAUAAAUUGUUAUAUAUUUGCACUAUCUUGCUUUAUAUGUACAAUUUCCGUUUUUUUUUGGUAUUUUCCGCUUGUUUGAAGCAGGUAAAAAAAAUUAUUAUCGGAUCUUUUGAGAGCUAAACAUUUUGACCGCUCCGUUUGCGACUCCGUGAAACGAAGAUUUCUGUAAAAGUUUUUCAGAAUGCGACUAUUAUAUUAUUUUAGAGUGGAGAUGAAUUAAACGAGGCGUCUACAAGUGAGAAAUUAAUUAAGUUCAAAUUUUCGUAGGCUGAUAAAUUAUUUCUUUUGAAAAUCUCUUUGCUCGUUUGUUGGUAAGUCCUGUGGGACUGCGUCAUCGUAGCUUGAGAUGGAUUAGCCUUCGUUCAAUGCUCUUUCCAGGUUAUUUAAAAUUUAGUAUAUAUGCAAUUUUAUAAAAUUUUAAAUUUAUUUGUCUAAGGAUUGCAUCUGGAUGAACCUAAUUUCUUGAAAAAGAAAAGAGCAGAAAGUACUAAAAUAGGUUGGUUUUGAAGUUUCGGUUUUUCAUAUAUUGAAAAAAUUAUUUAAAUUU
Molecule: messenger RNA, 1785 nt
Organism: Helobdella robusta
Lineage: Eukaryota; Metazoa; Annelida; Clitellata; Rhynchobdellida; Glossiphoniidae
Exons: 6
Coding region: 203-649 (148 amino acids)
Biological process (GO): neuron projection development; microtubule depolymerization; regulation of microtubule polymerization or depolymerization
Cellular component (GO): cytoplasm; neuron projection
Molecular function (GO): tubulin binding
Source: RefSeq, a predicted model, not a curated record